UUCAGCGGCGCGUCAUUUCGUUCAAGGCCGAAUGCCUGUGGAUAAACCCUACGACGAAACAAUAGACGUACCAGAUUCUGAAGACAUUGUUACACCAAGAUCGAGGAGGUCACCCCAGGGGACAAUGGACGAAUAUGAAGAUCGUGAAACCAAACCGAAGAAACGAGCAGUUCAGGGUGGCGAGGGUCAAUUUACGGUCACACCUCCGGCCGGACCCUCGCUUUUGUCAGGUAUGAAAUCCAGUCGACUGACUGGUGCAAACGAAGGUGAACGCGGUGGAGGGUUAUCUGAAAGCGCAACUUCAGACGAUGAUGAGGAUGAUGAUGACGAUGAUGACGACGAUGACGAAGACAAUACACCUGAAGUGAUAGAAGGAGCAUACAAUCCCGCGGACUACGAACAUUUGACUGUAUCCCCUGAAAUCAAGGAAAUGUUUGAGUAUAUUCAACGAUACACUCCGCAAAUCAUUGACCUUGAAACGCACCUUAAGCCGUUUAUUCCAGACUACAUCGCAGCCGUUGGGGAUAUUGACGCAUUUCUCAAGUUAAGACGUUUGGCCACCAGUUAUAACGCGAAAUCCUCUUAUAUUGACCAGGUUCCGAGGCCGGAUGGAAAACCUGACAACCUUGGGCUCCUUGUUUUGGACGAACCCUGUGCCAAUCAGUCUGACCCAACUGUCCUCGAUUUGCAUUUGAGAGCUUUGUCCAAACAGUCGGCAUCCAAAGAAAUUACCGUAAGGAGUAUAGAGAACGCUGAGCAACAGACAAAGGCGAUUGAUAACUGGAUCAAAAGUAUUACCAACUUGUAUCGGGCCAAACCUCCGCCCACAGUGCACUAUGUUCGAAAUAUGCCGGAAAUCUCCACUUUGAUGUCUGAAUGGCCAUCGAAAUUUGAAGAGGUUAUGAAGAAAUUACGACUUCCAUCAUCGGAGCUUGAUUGUAGCCUCAAAGAAUACGUUGACAUCGUUUGCGGCCCUUGGUUUUCACAGCAAGUUUUGCUGAGUUUGGGCUGUUAUGCAUCACAUUUUCCAAAGACUAAUAACUACUGA
Opisthorchis viverrini is the source of this 1048-nucleotide messenger RNA. RefSeq lists its product as hypothetical. NCBI's taxonomy places the organism in Eukaryota, Metazoa, Platyhelminthes, Trematoda, Opisthorchiida, Opisthorchiidae. Gene Ontology annotation, cellular component: motile cilium; centrosome; intraciliary transport particle B. Gene Ontology annotation, biological process: intraciliary transport; cilium assembly. Bases 32 to 1048 code for a protein of 338 amino acids. The transcript is spliced from 10 exons. The record is from RefSeq and is a predicted model, not a curated record.